Messenger RNA from Lodderomyces elongisporus, 885 nucleotides. It is a transcript of the gene CIP1, whose product is annotated as Cip1p. The coding region runs from base 1 to 885 and encodes 294 amino acids. The record is from RefSeq and is a predicted model, not a curated record. Lineage: Eukaryota; Fungi; Ascomycota; Pichiomycetes; Serinales; Debaryomycetaceae. The transcript has a single exon.
AUGUCUAAAGUUUCAAUCGCAGUUAUUGGUCUUCACGGUUUCAUCGGAAAACACGUUCUUGCAGCAAUCAACUCAGGCAAAUUUGAUGACAAGAUCCAAUUCCCUGUCAAAGCCAUUACUCGUAAAGAUGAUUCCAAAUCAACGGACAAGAUCCAAUACGUUCAUGCACCCGAACUUUCUGAUCCAAAGCUUGCUACUGAGCUCAAGGGAACCGAUGUGUUAAUUGAGUUAACUACACCUGCGCCAGAUGUAUUUAGCAAUGUUGAAAAAUUGAUUGAGGCCAUCAAGCCCAAACUCUUUAUUCCCUCACAAUUUGGUACUGAUAUUCCCCAGGUUGAUACUUAUGCGCCAGGGUUCCUUACUUUAAAAAGUCAACACUCAGAAAACGUUCGUAAAUUGGGUGUCAAGGUUGUCGACAUUAUCACCUCAUUGUUUGCUGCCCCUGGCGCUUUCUUAUACGAAUGGGUCGGUGCAGUGGGUGUUACAGAGCAAGGUGUCAACGUCAUUGGUGACAUUAAUCAAAAGUUACACAUUUCCAAGUUGGAAGAUGUCGGGAAUGCAGUCUUGGCAGUGGCUACGUUCCAACCAAUCAAGGAUUUGCCAGAUGUCGUCCAUGUUGCCAGUGACACCGUUACAGUAAAAGAAAUCAUUGACAGAUAUAGUGCUUCAAAGGGUAAGGACUUGAAAGUGAUUAGUGAAAUUAGUGCAGAAGAAGGUAAAAAGCAAUUUGUUGAUAAAUUAAACGCUGGUUUUAACCCCAAAGAUUUUUUCUUUUACUUGCAAGUAAUCGUUGCACAAGGUUUGGACAAGGGAUUGUACUUUAGCAAGUUGGAUAAUGAAUUGCUUAAUCCCAACGAAUCGAUUUGGAAAUGGGGUGAGUUUUAG